AUGCAUCUCACCAGAUUUCCAGGAAGCGCGUUAAUGCAUCCCAGUGACAGACGGCUGCCGGCCAGCCCACGGCGAACGAAAAAACAUAAAAGGACGUAUUUCUUUCAGCCGACAAACUCCUUGGUCGGUGGUGAAAAUCUGGGCGCUCGGGAGCAACCGGAAGGUAGUUUAAAUCACCAAAAGAGCGAACCUGAUCAGAUUGAAAUUUCCACAAAAUUGGCCCCUACUACGAUUCCGCGUGAUCCUGUCUCCCCUCGCGUGGACGUGAUGGUCCAAAGCUCUGAUGACAGUUUUGACGGUAUAAAAUGGCGAACAACUCCACGAAAACCUCAGUUCAGAAAUGCCAUUUCCACAACCAUGCCAUCUUCUCCUCUACGUGAAAUGGCAAAAGACUUGAAUGUGGACUCGAGACAAGUCAGUGCUAAGCAUUCUGCUACGAUAACCGACGAACAGGCCAAUUCUGUGCUCAACAAGUAUGGAACAGACUUUGUCAACAUUUCUUCGCAGCCAUCUUCAACUCCAAAUUUGCAUAAAACCAAGUCGGAUCUUUCCGCGCCAACGUCUCGUGAAAACGACUUGAAUAUCUCCCCGGUACUCCAGAGAUCUCGUUCCAGCGGGGUCGAACGAUUGGCAUUCAAACCGAGUCUUGUAACUUCCAAGUCAAUGACCAAGUCUUUAACAAAGUCGUUCAACUCGGAACCAAAAACAGCAUCUCAGCCUACCGGCUCUACUCUCAAAAGCUGGAUUGACCGCUUCGACAGUAAUUUCAAGGACUUUGAUGGCGAGAGCAGUUUUGACUUCAACAAGCUGAUGCUUUGCCAGACCGCUGAUUCUAGUUCAGUUGAACCCAUUCCUGUCUCUGCUGCCAUAGACGCCAUCGACUUUAGUGACGACUUCAGUGACUCUGAGUUGGUCACUAGUGAUCCAAUCAAGGUGGAGGCCCGAAAAACCACACCGGAAACCGAAUCUGAUCCAUUUUCUUCCGAUGAUGAAGUAUUCAACGAUUUGGAAGAAAAUACUCAAAAACGCCUGCCUGAUGUACCUGCCCAAAUCUCCCGGAAAGAUUCAAAAUCUCCACCUUCCAACACCAGUUCCAAUGAUAUAGCCCUUGCUUAUCCAAGAAAAGGAUUGGCUCGCUACAAGAUUGCGGAUAUUCUCAAGUCACAAUACAAAUUGCGUGAUAGAACUUUGAACCAGUUGGUGAUGACAGUCUUGGACUCUAGUGGAACUACUUCAAAACUACUCAUUCGGGGCGAAGCUUCCCUACUCAAUUUUGAAUUAGGAGACAUCGUCCACAUCAUUUCUACCGAUAAUGGAAAUCCUCGAUUGGUCGAUGAUGAUCAUAACUUGCUCAUCUGGAAUCCUGAUACACUUGUUUCCCCCACAUCUGUGUCUCUGCAAUUGACUUGUGCUCGGAAAUCUGUUCUUUUGUCUCGCUUAAAUUUUCCAGGUGUCUCCUCGAUUCAUCUUAUUACCGGCACAAUUUUGCAUGAAAUUUUUCAGAGUUGUAUUCGAGAGGAAAACUGGACUGUUGAGUUUAUGUCUGACCUCUCGAACUACUCGAUAGAUCAACGUCGAAUCGAGAUCUUUUCAUUGGGAGAAGAGAUGAUGAACAACGUAAAGCACACUAUUCAGGAACAAUUACCAUACCUACGUGAGUGGUUUGAUACCUACUACAAAAAAGUUCCAUCUCUGGCUAAUUCGAUCCAAUCUGCUACAAACCCAACGACUGCGCCACGCAAAGCCGAAAGAAGAAAGACGGUGAUGUUUGCAGUUUCAAAAGCUUUGGAGAUAGAAGAGACCAUUUGGUCGCCAAUGUUUGGUAUCAAUGGUAAAAUUGACGUUACUAUUGAGGCCAAAAUGAGGGAUGGAAAUCAGAACCUGACGAUGCUUAUGCCGUUGGAGAUUAAAACUGGAAGAGAACAUAUCAGUCAUCAUGCUCAAUCUGCAUUAUACACAUUACUAUUUAAAGAUCGAUACGAAAUUUAUCUCACUGCAUUUCUCUUGGUUUAUACCAAGGAAAAAAUCACCAAGAAAGAAGAGAUUGGCAGGAACGAUCUCAAAUCAUUGGUGAAUUUACGAAACCAGCUCACAGAGUACUUCAAGUUGAAUACUAGAAAACUUCCAAAUCUACUACAGCUGUCAUUGUGCGAUAGAUGUGAAAUACAGCAAGCUUGUAUGACCAUCAAUUUCCUUGCUGAAGAUGGAACAGGUGAAGAUAGCGGGAUAGGCAUUGAUAACUACAACUUUUUGGUGGAUCAUUUGUCAGAAAAACAUAAACAUUUUUAUAAUGUCUGGGAUUCUGUCAUUACCAAAGAAGAGAGCUCAAUGUCUCGUCUCAAGCGUGAGCUAUGGCUCAUGAACUCAACUGAUCGGGAACAGAAAAAUGGCAAGUGCAUCUCGGACUUGAAGGUUACUGACUGUAGGAUCAACGAAGGCUCAGAGUGGUUUGAUUAUACCUUCAAGCGAGCUGAAACCUCACUGUUAAGUUCAAGAUCAUUUCAGCUCAGCCAAUUGAGUAAAAAUGACAGGGUCACCAUCAGUUCUGAAAACGGUCACUAUGCUUUAUCUCAAGGUUACAUUGUAAAAAUGAGAAAAGAUUUGAUUGUUGUGUCAGCCAUGAGAAAACUAAGUCCACUGGUCUCUCGCUCGUAUGCAAAUAAUCAGCUGGUCCAUUAUCGUAUAGAUAAGGAUGAGAUGUUCUACGGUAUGGGACUUGCGAGAUUCAAUAUUUUGAACUUGUUUCUAGUUGAUGGUGAUUCAAGAAGACGAGAGAUUUUGGUUGACAGAAAACCUCCCAGAUUCACCAACGGGGAAUUGAAGUUUGAGGCCCCCAAAUAUCUCAAUGUGGACCAGGUUGCGGCCAUUAAAAAGGUGAUUCUGGCAAAAGAUUUUUCACUUAUUCUAGGAAUGCCCGGGACUGGCAAGACCACAGUUAUAUCUGAAUUGAUCAAAAGCUUGGUGGAAAAUGGCAAAUCGGUGCUAUUGACGUCGUAUACUCAUUCUGCUGUUGAUAACAUUCUCCUAAAGUUGAAAGAUAGUGGUUUGAAAAUCCUCCGUAUUGGAUCUUCUUCCAAAGUUCAUCGAGAUAUACAGACAUUUUUACCUGCUGACAUCAAAACUUAUGACGAUUUUCAUAGAGCAUAUCUCGAGCCUCAAGUGGUCGCAGCUACUUGUCUCGGGAUCGACGAUAUUGCAUUUUCGCUUGGAAGGACUUUUGACUAUUGUAUUUUGGAUGAAGCUUCACAAGUCACAAUGCCUGUUAGUCUUGGUCCGCUUCGUUUUUGCAAAAGAUUUGUUCUAGUUGGAGAUCACCACCAGCUACCACCUUUAGUACAACAUGGAGAUGCGGACGUACGAGAACUUCUUUCCACCUCGCUUUUCAAAACUUUGGGAGAUGCAUUCCCACAAAGUGUUUCUGAGUUAACGUACCAAUUUCGAAUGUGUGAAGACAUAAUGCUGCUUUCCAACAUUUUGGUUUACGAAAAUAGGUUGAAAUGCGGUUCUGAAAAGGUUGCACGAAACUCCUUAGUUAUCCCUCACCCUAAUGCUGUGGAUCAACUUUUACUAUCGAGAAACACAUCCAAGAAUGAGAGAUGGAUGGACGAGAUUUUGGAUCCAGAAAGAAAAGUUAUUUUCUUAAAUCACGACAUGAUUCCCGGAUACGAAACUUGCAUUGGAGACAAAAUUGAAAACUUGACAGAAGCAGAAUUAGUCUUCCAGAUUGUCGAUGCGUUGACUACGUGUGGAGUUCCAGAAUCAAGUAUCGGUGUCAUGGCUCUUUACAGAUCCCAAUUGAGAUUACUUAUGAAAGGUCUUUCGGAUAAGAAAUCCGUAGAGUGUCUUACAGCAGACCAGUUCCAGGGAAGAGAUAAAGAGUGUGUGGUUAUUUCUUUAGUACGUUCAAACAAAGAACUAAAGGUUGGAGAUCUACUCAAAGAAUGGAGACGAAUCAAUGUGGCCAUAACUAGGUCCAAAACAAAAUUGAUCAUCUUGGGGUCGGCUGCAAUAAUGAAAAGCAUUGGAAUACUCAAUCGUGUUUUAUCGCUUAUCGAGCAAAAAAACUGGAUGCGUACUUUAUCCCCCAAUGCAUUGUCCGUCUAUCGAACCAGAGAGAUUCCGGAAACUCCACAAAAACCUCGUGUAGUCGUCAAUAAGGAGGUGUUGAUGAAAAACCACCCAAUAGCGAGAGAUAUAUUUCACUCGAGUUAA
This is a messenger RNA of Meyerozyma guilliermondii ATCC 6260, 4212 nucleotides long. It is a transcript of the gene DNA2, whose product is annotated as bifunctional ATP-dependent DNA helicase/ssDNA endodeoxyribonuclease. Gene Ontology annotation, molecular function: single-stranded DNA helicase activity; 5'-flap endonuclease activity. NCBI's taxonomy places the organism in Eukaryota, Fungi, Ascomycota, Pichiomycetes, Serinales, Debaryomycetaceae. Gene Ontology annotation, cellular component: cytoplasm. Gene Ontology annotation, biological process: replication fork reversal. The record is from RefSeq and is a predicted model, not a curated record. Bases 1 to 4212 code for a protein of 1403 amino acids. The transcript has a single exon.